This is a messenger RNA of Triplophysa rosa, 2031 nucleotides long. It is a transcript of the gene rab38b, whose product is annotated as RAB38b, member of RAS oncogene family. Gene Ontology annotation, molecular function: GTPase activity; GTP binding. Gene Ontology annotation, biological process: vesicle-mediated transport. Bases 84 to 806 code for a protein of 240 amino acids. The transcript is spliced from 3 exons. The record is from RefSeq and is a predicted model, not a curated record. NCBI's taxonomy places the organism in Eukaryota, Metazoa, Chordata, Actinopteri, Cypriniformes, Nemacheilidae. Gene Ontology annotation, cellular component: trans-Golgi network; vesicle; Golgi apparatus.
AUGUUAUUUGUUUUUUAUUUGUUUUUUUCGUUAAAAAGUCAUCUGUCCCACAUGAGCGAGUAGUUUUAACAGUCCGUCUGACAAUGAAUCACAAGUUUCUCCACGCCCUGGGCGGCGCCAGUUUAAGUUCAAUGACAGCUGACUCUAGGUACCAUGAUCCACAGUUCUCUACGAUGCAUAACAAACAAAAAGAACAUCUAUACAAAAUCCUGGUCAUCGGUGACUUGGGAGUGGGUAAAACCAGCAUCAUCAAACGCUAUGUUCAUCAGACAUACUCCACAAACUACAGAGCGACUAUCGGUGUGGAUUUUGCGCUCAAGGUUCUGAACUGGGACUCCGAGACGGUCCGGCUACAGCUGUGGGACAUCGCAGGUCAGGAGCGCUUCGGGAACAUGACCCGGGUUUAUUACAGGGAGGCCAUGGGGGCGAUCAUUGUUUUCGACGUAACCAGGCCCACAACAUUUGAGGCCAUUUCUAAAUGGAAGGAGGAUCUGGACUCGAAAUUAAUACGUUCAAAUGGCCAGGGUAUUGCCACAGUGCUCCUGGCCAAUAAGUGUGACCAAAAUAGAGACUUUCUGACUAACAACAGCCUGAAAAUGGACCAAUACUGCAAAGAGAAUGGCUUUGUUGGCUGGUAUGAGACGUCAGCUAAGGAAAACGUCAACAUUAACGAAGCAUCCAACUUCCUGGUGAAACACAUCAUGGCUAGUGAGAAUGACAUCCUUAAGUCAGUUGUUCCUGAUACCAUCUCGCCUCAGCUGAACUCUACUAAAGAACUACCAUGUUCUGCCUGUUUCAAACCUUAAAUCACUACGCAUGAAAGCGGCAGGGAUGGAAUGAAAGUCAUAUCCGUCAUAUCCGAAUACCUCUGAUUCCUGCAUUAUGGUCAGUCAUCGAUAAGCCAAAAUCAAUUAACAGCAGCCUGUCUGUAGAGCAUUAAACUAAAGACUUUUAUUUAUGUAUGACGUUGCACUUUUUAUGUCUAACAAAAGUUGCAUGCACUAGAGAUGAAACCUUAUUUAUGUUCAGACGCACAUGAAAAGAUUAUGAUAACUAUAUUGAAGGGAUAGUUCACCCCAAAAAUAAAAAAUCAUCAUUUAUUCACCUUCGUGUUGUUCAAAACCUGUGUAUGACUCUGUCUUCUGUGAAACACAAAAGAUAUUUUGAGAAAUGUCUCAGUGUCCAUACAAUGGAUGUCAAUGGGGGUCAAUGUUGUUUGGUUACCAACGUUCUUCAAAAUAUUUUCUUUUGUGUUCUGCAGAAUAAAGAAAGUCAACCGGUUUUAAAUGACAACAGGGUUAAAAAAGGUUCAUUUGUGGGUGAACUAUCCCUCAAAGGAACAAAAGUAGUUAAUACAUCAGUGGACCAAGUCUGAUGGACCAAGUUUCAAUAACCUCAUUGUCAAAAGAUACAUCAAAUGUUUUUGUCUUAAACUGCAUUCAAGGUAUCAAUUUCAGUUUCAUCGAUUUCUCACCCUUGACAUUGGCAUUGCUGGCACCAGGCUUUACCAGCUGAGCUACAUGAACAGUUUAGUUUCAAACUAAACAAAGCCUUCAUACUUGAACACCUGCUCUGUCUUAUCUCUCACCACCCUCUCUCACUCUGCAUCUCGAAUCUCUUCACUGUACGCAGUGAUUCAGUGUAUGACUCAUUGACAUUAUAUAAAUCUUUCAUGAUUCCCUACAUCACCACGUUCUAUCAAACGCUUUAAUGUGUGUAUCGAUUGGCUGCCGUUCCAUAUCCAGCUGUACCUGCGGCAAACGCUUUUAUUCCCUGAUAUUAUUUGUGUGUGUGGGAGGUGUUGAAUAAUUAUUGUGUUGUAUUGUAAAGUUUUCAUGAGCCACUUUGUCUAGAAUGAGAAUGUUUUUCAGGGUAUAACUACACCUUGAGAAAUAAAAAUGUUUUGUUUUACAACGAAUGUAAUGUGACAAAAACACUCACUGUUUUAGCGAGAAAAAUAUUUCAUGUUAUAGAAUGAAAAACACUGUAUGAAUCUACUGUCAAGCUCACACAUAUUCGACUGAAUGAAAG